AUGGCCACCAACACGAACAUCCCCAGCCCGCAAACCGCGCACAAGCUCGCCAUCAACAACCUCCUGCACGUGUUCUCGCAACGCGACGCGGCCAAACGCCUCGAAACCGUCAAAGCCACAUACACGGCCGACGUGCAAUUCCACGAACCGGAUGGCAGCGUGUUUGUGGGCCACGAUGCCGUGAGCGAGAAGGCGGGGGCCCUGCUGGACGAACGCGCCGGAUGGAGGUUCCUGCCCAAGGGAAAUAUCAAGCAGACCGGGGAGAUGAUCUAUUUGGCCUGGGAGUUUGGGCCGGCCGUGGAGGGGAAGGAAUUGGGCGAGCAGGGCUCGGUCGAGGUCAAGGCUACGGGGGCUGAUGUUAUUCUUACGGAGGGGGGGUUAAUCAAGAGGUUUUGGGUGGUCAUUGAUGGGCUGUGUGAUGUGAGGGUGUGA
Molecule: messenger RNA, 432 nt
Organism: Exophiala bonariae
Lineage: Eukaryota; Fungi; Ascomycota; Eurotiomycetes; Chaetothyriales; Herpotrichiellaceae
Exons: 1
Coding region: 1-432 (143 amino acids)
Source: RefSeq, a predicted model, not a curated record